AUGGACUCUAUCUGGUUCCAAGUUGAUGAUACCGAAUCUGAAACAGAUGAGUCUGGCCAUUAUAUGGGUGUAUUCAAUCAGAGACCUGAGCAAAUAGCAGCUUGGCUUCCUCGUCCGCAAACACCUUUCAAUUUUUCAUCAACAAAUUACAAAUCCAUAAAUAGAAACAAGGAUGAGAUGUUUUGCCAUCACAUCCAGAGAGCAGAUUCCGAGCCUGAAGUUAUUAGCUUUAAGGCUUUUAUUGAAGAACGCGAUUCAAUUUCAGUUUUUUGA
Molecule: messenger RNA, 273 nt
Organism: Trichomonas vaginalis G3
Lineage: Eukaryota; Parabasalia; Trichomonadida; Trichomonadidae
Exons: 1
Coding region: 1-273 (90 amino acids)
Source: RefSeq, a predicted model, not a curated record